Molecule: messenger RNA, 828 nt
Organism: Cotesia congregata
Lineage: Eukaryota; Metazoa; Arthropoda; Insecta; Hymenoptera; Braconidae
Source: the annotation of a GenBank genome assembly
AUGGAGCCAUCUUAUGAUGAUGAAUACAAUGCGGUGUACAGCCAAUGGGGUUCACCUCACGAUUCACUUUUUAUAGUUAUACCAAUGACAUUAAUAUACAUCUUGAUAUUUAUCACCGGAAUAAUCGGCAAUGUGACCACGUGCAUCAUGAUUUUGCGCAACAAGUCGAUGCACACCGCAACCAACUACUAUUUGUUUAGUUUGGCGAUUUCUGACUUGUUGCUGCUGAUAUUCGGGCUUCCGAUUGAACUUUAUGUGAUUUGGUGGUUCUACCCGUACAUUUUCGGGGAUUUUUUUUGCACUGCUCGUGCGUAUGUUUCUGAAGGCGCGACAUACGCAAGUGUGCUCACGAUCACAGCUUUCACUGUUGAAAGAUAUAUUGCGAUUUGCCACCCGUUUUUGUCGCACACAAUUUCCGAGCUGUCGCGAGUUGUCAAGAUGAUUUUGAUGAUCUGGGUGAUCUCGUUCUGUGUUGCACCACUUGUAGCACUGCAGUACGGAGUUAUCAAGUACCCGGAGAUAAGCUCGCUUGCGGUUAUUUGCAAUUUGAAGAAUCCGGAUUAUGUCAAGUAUUCGUUCGAGCUGACGAGUUUGAUAUUUUUUUUUAUACCCAUGACUCUUAUUCCGAUAUUGUACUGGCGAAUUUGGUUGAAACUGAGAAAGUCGAAGAAGAUGAAGAAGAGGAAUAUUAGGAAUCAAGGAAUGCGCAGUGAGUUGGAAAUCAAGAAGAAAAAGUUCGAUGAUAAUACCGGAAAAUCUUCGCAAAAAAUUGAUAAAAUGUUGGGUAAGUAUUUGAUAAAAAUCGAAAUUUAUUUUAUUUUUGAAUAA